AUGGGUAUUGAUACUAGCACGGGUAGCGUGAAUUCCGACUGGAACCAUGAGCAAAAUGGUCUCGAUUGGGAAGGAACUUGCGCGACCGGUCGCCGACAGACUCCGAUUAGACUCUCCCUUGAUUCUUCGCUCAUCAUGCCGUUGCCACGUAUUUUCUUUGGAAACUAUGACGUUAGGCUAAAUCGACCGCUGACAUUGAUAAAUAAGGGAUAUACAGUUGAUAUGAGCAUACCGGAAACACGAAAUGGACAGAAGCCGUUCAUUACUGGGGGACUUCUCAAGGGACAGUAUGUUGCCGAAGGGGUACAUUUCCACUGGGGAUCCCCUAAUUCACGGGGCGCUGAGCAUUUGAUAAACAACAGACGUUACGAUAUAGAAAUGCACAUCGUGCAUCGGAAUACUCGGUACAGUGACGUCAGUGAAGCUUUGAAUCAUCCCGAUGGCAUUGCAGUGCUGGGCAUUAUGUUUAAGAUUGUUAAUACUCCGGAUCGCAUUUAUCCAGGCCUAAGAAAGAUCUACUCUGAACUACCCAAUUUGGUUGAAUACAAGGCCGAAGCGGAGAUUCCCGGUUCGAUUACGCUUGGUCAGUUACUGGGCGAUUUAAAUACUCGUGACUUUUAUACCUAUAAGGGAUCCUUGACUACUCCCGAUUGCCAAGAGGCUGUCACUUGGACGGUAUUUUCUCAGCCCAUUCCCAUCGCAUACUCGGAUGCGGCCAAGUUCUGGAAUAUUCUGGAUUCUAAUGGGAACCCGAUUGAAAACAACUAUCGCAUUCUUCAACCGCGCAACAAUCGUCCUGUUUUCUAUCGCACUACCAAAGAUUUUGGUAGCUAUUAUGGAUAGUAACCGAUAAAAUAAUAGAUCAAUUUCAAAUGUGUUUUUUACAUAAACAUGUUGAUCUACCCAACAUAGAAAUUUUGAAAAUCUUGCCGAAGUCUUACCAUAAUUUUAAUAGAGACGGAACCGUAACCCACGAAUCAGU
Drosophila innubila is the source of this 982-nucleotide messenger RNA. Its product is annotated as carbonic anhydrase 2-like. NCBI's taxonomy places the organism in Eukaryota, Metazoa, Arthropoda, Insecta, Diptera, Drosophilidae. The transcript is spliced from 5 exons. The record is from RefSeq and is a predicted model, not a curated record. Gene Ontology annotation, molecular function: carbonate dehydratase activity; zinc ion binding. Bases 1 to 843 code for a protein of 280 amino acids. Gene Ontology annotation, cellular component: cytoplasm.